CCUCGGGACUUACUCCCUCGAGAGAACCCGUGUGCGCGCGCCGGGAAAACACCGCCGCUACUCUGUCUCUCUCUCUCUCUCUCUUUCUCCCUCUCUCUCUCUCUCUCUGAUCUCACUCUAUCUAUCUCCCGCACACGCAGUCGUUCGUCGUCUAUCCGCUCGUAUAAAGGACACGCGGAUCUGUGAGCUUGGACUUGCGGCGAGGAUGAGGAGCAGCUAGCUGGAGUGACAAGUGCAGCCGACUUUUCUGCCGACCGAUAAAGCUUCGCUUUUCCUCGAGGGAGUGUGUGACAAGCCAACGAGGAUGCUCAAAUCUCUGCACCUGCUGUGCGUCCUCGGGACCGUGACGCUCCUCCGACCAGUCCAGAGCGGGGGAUUCUACAACGACUACGACAACGAGGUCUACGACUACUACCGGCAGGAGAGCAGCAACCAGGACAACGUGCAGCAACCGGCUGGGGGAGUUAACUAUGCCUGCAAAGAGGAGGGAUUCCACGAGGAUCCGAACGACUGUCGUACCUUCUACCGCUGCGUCGAUUGGGGCAACGGGAGCCCGCUGACGCCCUUCAAGUUCGAGUGCGGUGAAGGUACCGUGUUCUCCAAGUCCAAGGGCAACGUCUGCGUUCACCCCAACAGCAGCGGCAGACCCGAGUGCUGCGAGCCCAGCAACGAGAUCGACUCGAACGAGCCCGGCGCCGGAGGCGACGGCUGGGAUCAGCAACCCCAGCGCCCCGAGAAGCCCAGCUAUCCUCCGCAGCAGACCCAGAGACCUAGCUACCCCUCGCAGCAAACGCAAAGGCCCACUUAUCCGACUCAGCAGACCCAGAGGCCUAGCUAUCCCACUCAGCAGCCUGGUUACCCGCCGCAGCAGACGCAGCGGCCCAGCUAUCCCUCGGAGCAGACGCAGAGACCGACCUACCCUACUCAGCAGACGCAGAGGCCCACUUAUCCAACUCAACAGACGCAGAGGCCCUCCUAUCCGACUCAGCAGCCUGGUUACCCGCCGCAGCAGACGCAGAGGCCUCAACAGCCCACCUAUCCUCCUCAACAGACUCAGAGACCCGAGCAGCCGAGCACUCCGCCUCACCCACAGAGACCCGAGAAGCCCAGCACGGGAUGCGGCCAGGGUGGCGGAUCUGAGGGAUCCUGUGGCUCUUCUCCCGGAUGUUCGGAGGAAGGAUUCUUCGCCAACCCAGAGGACUGCCACAAGUUCUACCGGUGCGUCGACGAGGACGGCCGACUUCAGAGGCACGACUUCACUUGCGGCAGCGGUACGGCCUGGGACCAGGGCCUGCAGACGUGCAACCACGAGCACGAGGUGCCCAGUUGCGGAGGUGGUGGCUCGGGAUCUGGACCAGGUGGCCCGGGAUCGGAACCAGGCCAGGGAACAACCUCUAGACCCUGGACCACGCAGUCCGGUCAGCAGACUUCGAGGCAGCCGGGAUCCGGUGGAUCCGAAACCCAAAGACCGACCCAACCGCCAUACAUCCCUCCCUCAACCAAGCAGACCUAUCCUCCCCCGAGUCAGGGUACUCAGAGCCCGACGCAGAGACCCUAUCCAACCCAGCCAACGACCCAGACCUCCCAAAGUACCAAAGGCCCGGAGUACAUCCCACCUCAGAGGCCUUCGACGAGCGGACCACCUUCAGGGGGUGAUGGCGGUGUCACUCAAGCACCUGGCGGUGCUGGCUCGACUCAAGCCCCUGGCGGCGGUGGCGCGACUCAAGGUCCCGGCACUGGAGGUGAAACUCAAGCACCGGGAACCGGUGGAAAGCCCUGCCCUCCCACUGGCUCUGCGAGUGAUUGCACCGGAGAGGGAUUUUUCCCUAAUCCUGAAGAUUGCCACAAGUUUUAUCGAUGCGUCAACGAGGACGGUACGUUCCGCAAAUAUGAUUUCGAAUGUGGAACCGGCACCGCCUGGGAUCAGCAGCUGCAGACUUGCAAUUAUGAAGAUGCUGUCGGGUGUGGAUCUGGUGGUAGUCCAGGAGGCCAGCAACCAGGAGGUCAUCAGCCAGGAGGCCAGCAGCCAGGAGGCCAGCAGCCAGGAGGUCAGCAGCCGGGAGGCCAGCAGCCAGGAGGUCAGCAGCCAGGAGGUCAGCAACCAGGAGGCCAGCAACCAGGUGGUCAAGAACCCGGCACUGGUAGCAGUCCUGGAGGACAACAACCUGGUUCAGGAACUGGACCGGGAGGCGAACAACCGGGUGCUACACCUAGCACUACUACUACCGUAUCUAGUCAGCCUACGGGAACCACUCCGACGUUCACAACUCAGUCUCCUCAGACCACUCCCCAAGUAACUCAACCAGCCACUAAAGCCACCAAACAGCCCGAAGCUCCGAGCACAGCGGCGCCAACGCAACCAACAACUCAGCAGCCUACGCAGCAACCGCCAACGCAAGGACCACCAACACAAUCUACGCCGCAACAGCCCCCGCAGUCAACCUCUAGCCCAGGCACCGGUAGACCAGGACCACAGCAGCCAGGUAGCAGUGGUGCUUGCCAGAGCGAAGGAUUCUUUGCCAAUCCAAACGACUGCCGUAAGUUCUACAGGUGCGUCAGCAACCCACCAGGCUUUAUCAAAUACGACUUUGACUGUGGCCCCGGAACCGCUUGGGAUCAGUCUCUCUUGACCUGCAACCACAUUCACCUGGUUGCCUCGUGCAACGAGAUCGAACCCAACCAACCUCCGACCAGUGGAUCCGGGUCUACUCCAGGACCAUCCGGACCGUCGUCGACCCAGUCUCCUCCUGGAACUCAACCACCACCUGAGGAAAACAAGACCGAACCAUCCAAACCUACCCAAAUGACGACGACUAGUGGAGAAUCGAGCUCGGAAGGAUCGUCGACGACCGCGACAUCCACGGAGGGCUCCUCUUCUCCAUCAAGCAGCACGGAAGGUAGCUCCGAGGGUUCGAAACCAGACUGCAAUCCGCCGAAAAAGAACAACACGAUAGUUUGCAACACAGCGGGCUUCUAUCCUCACCCGAGCCGAUGUGACAAGUUCUAUCGGUGCGUGGACAACGGCAAGGGCUUCAACGUUUACUACUUUGACUGCCCGCCGGGCACGAUCUUCGAUCCGAGCAUCGAUGUCUGCAACUACCCUGAGUCUGUAUACCCGGCCCGAGACUGUGAUAACGCGGGAGACUCUCAAGGUGGCGCCCCAUCUCAGCCACCUGCUUCAUCGACUACUCAACCCUCUACGAGCUCGGAAGGCACGACAGCUGCGCCGAGCGCCACGACGCCAUCUACAGAGGGCACUACUGAAACCAGCUCAGAGGGAACAACCGAAACCCCCGGACAGGAGUCGACGACACCCGGAAGCACCGAAGCCACCACCAUCAGCUCUGAGGCUACGACGAUAAGCUCGGAAGGUACUACCUCCAGUUCCGAAGGCACGACCACCAGUCCCGAAGCGACCACGACACCUGCAGGAACGGAAGCCACCACGACCUCUUCGGAGACUGAGCCCACUACGACGGCCUCCUCGACAUCGAUGGAAACAACAACCACUGCCGGAACCGAGGCCACUACCACACCGCCAGAGAGCACCUCCCCUGAAGAGCAACAGUCGACUCCCAGCACGAUGCCUCAGGAAACGACGACCGAGCCGUCCCAGGAGUCCACGACCCCGGCCGGCGAGAAACCACCUUCGGUCGACAACUGCCCAACCUUGGCCAAUCUGACUGACGAGCAGAUCGUCCUGGUCUGUCCGACUGGAUUCAAGAGACACCCGAAACUCUGCAACCUGUUCUAUCAGUGCACCACCGCCGGCAUGGAGGUCAAGAUCCUAAUCCUGCAGUGUCCCGAGGGCACCAUCUUCGACGAGAAGGACAACAAGUGUCUCGCCGAGAGCGAGAGCAGCAUGCCCUGCACCGGCUCUAUCGCGGGAAAGAGAACGCAAAGACGAGCCGCCAAUGAUUCUCCAGCUUUGGUCGAGGUCUCGACGAAGCCGCUGUGUCCUGAGGAGGGUCACUUCCCGUACCGAGACGGCUGCAGCAACGUCUUCUACAAGUGCAAGAGGGACUCGCGCUACGCCCUUCAGGGCUACCUGUACAAGUGCCCGAAGGACUUCGUGUACUGGUCUGUGUCGAGGCGCUGCGAACGGGCCUCGAGACUGCCCAUGUGCACGAGCAUGUCCAAUGAAACCGAAAACGAGAACGAGGCCUGGGAGAACCGCUGGGAGAUACCGAUCGAGGACCGCAACGUCUCCGCCAGGUCGAUACUCUUCGACUGAACAAGCCAAGACCGAGCUGUGUUCAGAACCGAGGUGCAGUAGCCAUUUUCGUGUAUAGGAUGUCGACAUUUUUUUAAGAAGUAGAAAGAAGGUUUUUUUUUUACAGAAAUUCAAUAAAACUGCCAUAGUAGUGUAGGAUGAAUACAACGAUGCUUCAUGCAAAGAAAAAAAUGUAAAAAGUAAAUGAUAUACUGAAGAAAAUUUGAGAGGAAAGUAGGCGAGGUGAAUACGUAAGUGCCAAUGUGGUUUAUCAGUUCUAGUAAAAUUACGUUAGAUGUAAAGAAUCUCCAUUCGAUUUUCUGUUUUGUCGUUCUUGGGGUGUAGAGUGGCUAAAUUUGAGAAUAAGAAAAUCGAACGCGACGUUCUCGGGGCCAUGGGACAAGGGACUUAUUUGCAAUAUUCGUAGUAGCAAAAGACGUAUAUUAAUUUACGUUGCAAAAAAAUAGAAAUAUAUUAGCAAAAAAAUCUAUACGACGUCGUCGCAGAAUUAUUUAUUAUUAUGUCAGCGAUGCUUGUACGAAUGUGUAUAUGACAAAAAUCAUAAAAAAGUGUGUAUAUAUACAAGUAUAGUUAAGUAGAAAAAAAUACUUUUUUCUGAUAUAUUAAGCUUAAGUUGAACUUAAUUGUAACUACUGGAGUACAAACUUUUGUAAUUGAUCAACUUUGUACGCUCUCACUAACCACUAAAACUGUAAAACUUCUUUAUGUAAUAGUAACAGCAGUGAUCCAUGAAACCUUUACUAUAAGCAAGAUAUCUGCUUGAAAACGUUAGCUUUUAACCCCCAUAAAUGCUUUAGUGCCAAGAUAACACAUGCCAAUAUGCGUUUAAUGAUCUAAUUUAAGAUAGUUGAUAAUUAUAAUAUUAUAACCUUGUGUCUAAACAAAAUUUUGUAUCUUCGAGAUUUAAUAAAAUGAAAAAAUGACUUGACAAAAA
Molecule: messenger RNA, 5168 nt
Organism: Nasonia vitripennis (jewel wasp)
Lineage: Eukaryota; Metazoa; Arthropoda; Insecta; Hymenoptera; Pteromalidae
Gene: Mur89F
Product: mucin-5AC
Exons: 4
Coding region: 305-4234 (1309 amino acids)
Cellular component (GO): extracellular region
Molecular function (GO): chitin binding
Source: RefSeq, a predicted model, not a curated record